AUGACGGCUACCAUUUUUCUCGGACCUUCUUGUCUUCCGCACGGUACGUGGAGAGCCCAUAAGGGGCCCCCGGGAGACAACCGUUUCUUUAACGGCGGGGAAAGGCUCACGGCGCAGCACUUCAUCUGGGUUCUCAAGAACGGAUUCUUGCUGCAUCCGGCAGUUGAACGGAGGCUUUCACAAGUCGCCGCGCCAGAAGUGGUGGAUAUUGCAACGGGUAAUGCGAUUGCGGCACUCACUUUAGCCCACGACCAUCCCAACAGCAAGGUCGUCGCGCUCGACAUCUCAGCCGACCAAUAUCCUCCCGUCUGGACCCCCCCGGCAAACAUUGAAUUUGGCUCGUGGAAUUUCUUUGACCCGGUCCCCGAACAGUUCUGGGAGAGAUUCGAUGUCGUUCAUGUCCGCGCCAUUUACUCCACGUUCCAAGGCAGGGACAAGGCUGAGGUGCUGGAAAAACUGAUCAAGUUGAUGAAGCCAGGAGGAUGCCUUCAAUGGCACGAAUGCUGCUCGAGUCUGAUCGGGGUGUUGGACGAGCAUUCCUCCCUGAUCGACUCGCCAGACCUGCCCGACUAUUUCGAGGUGAUCGAUAGAUAUACCGGCGGGUUCAGCUCGGCACGGCAAUUUGACGACCUCGCCCAGGUAUUUGAGGCCAAGGGUCUGGUCGACGUGGAGAAGACGGUCUCGAAGGUCGUUCCUCACCUGCUAAAGCACGAGACGGAUCUGGUCUUGAUGUCCAUGCAGGAAGUCAUGGGCACGUUGCGACAUCGCAAGGAACAUCCAGCAGAGGUCAUGCAGAAGCUGGACGAGGCUCAGGCGAAGAUGACGGCCGAAGCAGCGCGAGGGAAAUGCUUUGUUUAUCUGAUGGCCGUAUUCGUGGGACGGAAACCCGGCGGGCACUAA
This is a messenger RNA of Cladophialophora psammophila CBS 110553, 900 nucleotides long. RefSeq lists its product as uncharacterized. Lineage: Eukaryota; Fungi; Ascomycota; Eurotiomycetes; Chaetothyriales; Herpotrichiellaceae. The record is from RefSeq and is a predicted model, not a curated record. The transcript is spliced from 3 exons. Bases 1 to 900 code for a protein of 299 amino acids.